This is a messenger RNA of Cryphonectria parasitica EP155, 1847 nucleotides long. RefSeq lists its product as uncharacterized. Gene Ontology annotation, biological process: mRNA splicing, via spliceosome. The record is from RefSeq and is a predicted model, not a curated record. Lineage: Eukaryota; Fungi; Ascomycota; Sordariomycetes; Diaporthales; Cryphonectriaceae. The transcript has 2 exons. Gene Ontology annotation, cellular component: nucleus. Bases 1 to 1707 code for a protein of 568 amino acids.
AUGAACAACGAGCAGUUUCGAAGGCUAAUCCAUGCCAAUUCGGCCAAGGCAGCAGCAGAGGCAGGUGGCGAGCAGAAUGGCGCGUCUUCCUCAUCCCCAGGGCGCUUUGGCAGCGCCGCUGGGUCUUCUGCUCCUGCUGGUGCACUCGGCUCGCGUCAGAGGUCCAGCAUCCCCAUGACACCGCGAUCCGUCGCAGGAGCAGGCCGGGUCGAUUUCGCCCGCCAGCUCGCCGAGCGCAACAACCAGGACCGACCACAAAAGAGGAUCCGCACGUCCGCGCCCAAGGGCAGCAAGUUUGGCGAGGGAUACGUCGACCGUGCAAAGGCGAGGCAGACUGCACAGGAGCAACAAGAGGAAGACGAGAAGGCGGCGCGGAUCAGAGCACUGGAGGAGUCGCUGAAGAAAGAGGAGAUCGACCAGGCGACGUUUGAGAAGCUGCGGGACGAGAUUGCGGGCGGGGACCUGUCGAGCACACACCUGAUCAAAGGGCUGGACUUUAAGCUACUCGAGAGGGUCAGGAAGGGCGAGGACGUCUUUGAAGGGAAACCGCCUCCUGCAAACCAGGACGAGGAGGCAGAGAGAGAGGGAGAGGCGGCGGCGGCGGCGGCGGAGGAUCCUGCGGGGGACGUGGACGACGCGUUUGAACAGUUUGAAGACAAGGAGGUCACGGCUGUAGUCAAGGAGAAGACCAAGAAGAAGGGCCAGCUGGCGAUAACGUCGCUGGUGCCAGGGCAGAAACGGUCGAGAGACCAGAUCCUGGCGGCGAUGAAGGCAGCCCGGGAGGCAGCCAAGGCGAAACAGGAAGAGUCUGCAUUAGGCUCGAGGUUCAAGAAGAUUGGUGCCAAGAAGGAGCCCGGCUCAAGGAUAGAGCGCGAUGCAAAGGGCAGGGAGGUGCUCAUUAUCGUGGACGAGGACGGAAACGAGAGACGAAAGGUCAGGAAGGUCGCAGCUGAGGUUGAAAGGGAGCGCGAGGCAUUCAAGGUGGACCCGAACGCCCAAGUUCUGGGUAUGGACGUCCCGGAAUACUACCAGAAGAAGUUACAGGAGCAGCAGCAGCAGGCAGAGGAGGAGGACAUCAAGAUGUUCUCGGAUGUGGAGUCAGACUACGAUCCUCUACAAGGCCUGGAGUCAGACUCUGACGACAGCGAUGCGUCCAAGGACGAGACGAAACAGAAAACCAGCCCUGGAGGCCGCUCACCGAGGAGCGAGGGCGAGGUCGACGACGCACAGAGCCCACCGCAGGCCAAGGUGUCUGCGCAGGCACCACCGACACAGCACCCUCGCAGCUACUUCAAGACCAACCUGAUAUCAGAACAGCAGACCAACGGCCCCGCACUGAAUGACCCGUCGGUACUGGCUGCCCUCAAGAAGGCAAAGACACUGAAUGCAGCUGCCAGAUCCGAGGAAGAGCAAAAGGCGGCAGAGCAGCAGGAGAGGCUCAAGAAAAAGCUGGCCAGCGCGGACAGGGACGCCGACGACCUCGACAUGGGCUUCGGAACAAACCGUCUGGAGGACGAAGAGGAUCUCGAGGAUGACGGCAAGGUCAAACUGUCUGCAUGGGGAGGAGACGAUGAUGACGGUGAGGAAGGAGGGCGCGGCGGAGGGAAAACCAAGCGGAAGAGAGGCCCCAAGAAGAGAAAGGGCGACGGCAACAAUUUUGCCGACGUGAUGAAGGUUCUUGAGAAGAGGAAGACGACUGAAUCCUAAGGUCGGUCGGUCUGUCUGUCUCUGUCCUCUUUCCUGUCCUUUCGCGUAUGCCGGUGGCGGCCUUAGAAUGACUUGGGGUUAAGGAAGGAGACGUUAAUUAGACAUGACACGGUCAUGAAAUGCCAAAAACCUGUGAUACC